CAAUUCAAUCUUUCAUUUUCUUCGUCGCAGACGUUCAUGGCAUCCUCCUUCUCACUCUCCAGCUUCAUCUCGUUCAUAUCUCCGUACAAAUCGCAGACGAAAGCUCCUCCUCCGCAGAAUCUCCCUCUUCCUUCUCCGGCGGUCUCUCAGAGACGAAGAGAUGAUCUCGCUCUAGCAUCAAUGGUGGCCGAGGAGCCUACCUCCGCCGAUUCUCCCGCGUCGCUGUCCUCUGAGCUUGCCUCUGUGAUUUGUCCAUCUCUCGCGUACGCGAACACGCUCUUCUUCAGCUCGGGCUACAACGUGCAGGUGCUCGUGGAUGAGAACGAGCCGGAGGAGAGGCUGCUGAAUCGGUUCAGAAGGGAGGUGAUGAGAGCAGGAGUCGUUCAGGAAUGCAAGCGGAGGAGAUACUUCGAGAACAAACAGGAUGAGAAGAAGCGGAGGACCCGCGAAGCUGCCAAGCGAAAUCGGAAAAGACGACCUCUGUCGAGGUUUUCUCAGCAGAACAAGGAAGAAGCUACCAAAAGUAAGAAGGAAGAUGGAGAGGAGGAUAACUGGGACAUGCCUGAUGGAGAUACACCUUACUGAUCACGAAUAUCGCAGAAUUCUAAAUCUCGGCUCUUUCAAGUUCUGAUUUUUAAUUAUACUUCUACCUGUGUAAGUUGCUUUGCAUGACUCAGAUUCUGUAAAUCCCUUUUCCUGGUACCUUGUAAUGUUUUUUUCUGCAGAUAACUUGUUUCAGGCAAUAAAUUUGUUCUUAUUCA
This is a messenger RNA of Tarenaya hassleriana, 761 nucleotides long. RefSeq lists its product as uncharacterized. Lineage: Eukaryota; Viridiplantae; Streptophyta; Magnoliopsida; Brassicales; Cleomaceae. The coding region runs from base 37 to 585 and encodes 182 amino acids. Gene Ontology annotation, molecular function: structural constituent of ribosome. Gene Ontology annotation, biological process: translation. The record is from RefSeq and is a predicted model, not a curated record. Gene Ontology annotation, cellular component: ribosome. The transcript has 2 exons.